UGAACUCUGUUCUCUCUGUCCGCUUUUGUUUUUCCUUAUCGCUCGGCUCGCGCUUCGGCCAAUCUCUCUCGCGUGUACACAUGCACUUGGUCGUAUAGAAAAGCACAUGCUCUCGCGGAUCGCGCGGUAGCAGCAGCAGCGGCAGCAUAGGAGUAUAAGAGAGCUUUCGCGCACACACGUGCUCCGAACAAAAGCUUGCAAGUAAAAUAAAGUGAUACCGUUACUGUGCAUGGAUUGAUUUUACGUCGAAGAAAAAAAUUGAAUUAUAAUAAAGUACGAAUUGCGAAACACGAGCACGAGAUGAGGCUUUGAAUUUUGGCGCGAGACCGUCGCGCGCGCAGAUUCGAAAAUUUUUCGGUGCGGGCGGACGCGCGGAACUUGGCACACGCACACGAGGUGCUUUGCAAUUUUUUUUUUUUCAUUUUCGAAUGACUUGCGCGCAUCGACGAUGACACUCAAAAAUCACGAAGAUCUCGCGGUCAACGAUCGUCCACCAUGCACCCACAACGACGAGCUUAAUUCGUUGGGCUGACCAGUAAUUAUAUAAACAUAGAUACAUACGAGCAGUGAAAAAUCGAAUCGUUCUUGGUGUAUACAAAAGUGAAAGAAAUAACAGCAGCAGCAGCAAAGAGUUUGACUCGAGUUGAAAGAAAAGAAGAAAAAGAAGAAAAAAGUUUUUUUUGUGUGCUCUUGGUCGCACGGGCCGAGAGAGGAGAAGAAGAAGAUACACACAGCAAGUGAGGGAGAGAGUUAUACCUGCCAGAGGCCUAGACUGCACGCACAGGUAUAACACCAGAAAGUGGAAAGAAGACGACCGGAAACUGCUGAACAGGACAGGUCCUUCCUCUGGAGGCACUCAGAAGGCACUCAAGAUCCAUUGCUGCGAGAAGAUGCCGGCAAAACAAGUUACGAGGUCAACAAGAUCAUGACACCGACAUACCGGAGAUCGGUGAGUACAGAGAGCGCGGGCGAAGAUGAGGAUCAGUUUGCCAGGGGUACAAACUCCCCUGGUGGCGGUGGAAGCGGCGACGAGAGCAACCCCGAUGGUACGGCGUCGCAAGGCCAGCAGCAAUUGCAGUCCAUUGUUGCUCCACAAACCCAGCAACAACAACAACAACAACAACAGCAACAGCAGCAACCACAACAGCAGCAGCAACAGCUGCAGUUGUCACAACAGGCGCCCACGCAGCAGCAAACUGCACUUCUGAGAAUGGCAGGCGCGAAGAGGGCGCGGGGCUUUCUGUCCGGCACGGGCCGGCCGCCCUUGCCCCACGUUAAUUUUGACCCGGAAGCGCCACCCCCGCCGACCCAAAUGGGAUUGCCGACGCCGCAGAUGACUCUGCUCGAGAAGCCGGAGAUCGACAAAAAAGUCAAGAGACACAGUAUCCACGGCAUGAUGGAGGACGAGAACGUAAUAAGGCCGCACCAGGAGAUGGCCAGCCUCUCGCUGGACGACAAAAAGUUCCUGCUGGCCGUGGAGCGCGGUGACGUUGCCGGCGUCAGAAAAAUGUUGGAGCUGGAGAACCACAAGAAGAUAAACAUAAAUUGCGUCGACCCGCUGGGCAGGUCGGCCCUCCUCAUGGCGAUCGACAACGAAAAUCUCGAAAUGGUCGGACUGCUGAUAGACUUUAAAGUCGACACGAAGGACGCUCUAUUGCACGCCAUAUCCGAGGAAUUCGUCGAGGCCGUGGAGCUUUUGCUCGAUCACGAGGAAAGUAUGCAUCGAGCCGGCGAGCCACACAGUUGGGAGGCUCUACCACCUGAUACAGCAACAUUCACGCCUGACAUCACACCGCUCAUACUCGCGGCGCAUCGGGACAACUACGAAAUCAUCAAAAUCUUGCUGGAUCGAGGUUCCACGCUGCCGAUGCCUCACGACGUCCGUUGCGGGUGCGACGAGUGCGUGACGUCGCGCCAAGAGGAUUCGCUGCGACACUCGAGAAGCCGCAUCAACGCUUACCGUGCCCUGGCGUCGCCCUCCCUCAUAGCUCUCUCUUCCAAGGAUCCUAUUCUUACGGCUUUCGAGCUGUCUUGGGAGCUGCGAAGGCUCUCCUUUCUCGAGCACGAGUUCAAGUGCGAGUAUCAAGAACUCAGGCGUCAGUGUCAAGACUUCGCCACGGCGUUACUUGAUCACACGAGAAGUUCGUACGAACUCGAGGUGCUUCUAAAUCACGAUCCAACGGGACCAGCGUUCGAGCACGGCGAGCGCAUGCAUCUCAAUCGCCUCAAGCUCGCAGUGAAAUUGCGCCAGAAAAAGUUCGUAGCGCAUCCUAACGUGCAGCAACUGCUCGCGUCCAUCUGGUACGAGGGCUUGCCUGGCUUCAGGCGCAAAAACAUGGUGCUGCAGGCAUUGGAAAUCGUGCGUAUCGGCAUACUCUUUCCAUUCUUCAGCAUCGGUUACAUCAUCGCGCCUCACACGGUCGUCGGUCAGACCAUGAGGAAGCCCUUCAUCAAAUUCAUAUGCCAUUCCGCGUCGUAUUUUACGUUCCUUUUUAUGUUGAUAUUAGCGAGUCAAAGGAUAGAGAGUGUCAUAGGCGUUUGGACGGGGCACGAUGUGGAACACGACCCCCAUAACGAGCCAACGAAACGCGGCGCUGCACCCACCAUCGUCGAGUGGGUAAUCUUGUCUUGGGUCUCGGGCUUGAUAUGGUCGGAAGUGAAGCAAUUAUGGGACGUCGGUCUCGAGGAGUACGUCAACGACAUGUGGAACGUAAUUGAUUUCGUCACGAAUUCGCUGUACGUGGCGACUGUGGCAUUACGUAUCGUGGCCUACUACAGAGUGCAGAGGGAGAACGAGGGAAUAGAGCCGCACAUGAUCGUCGAGCUGCAACGCGAGCAGUGGGACACUUGGGAUCCGAUGCUCAUUUCCGAGGGCUUAUUUUCAGCCGCAAAUAUUUUCAGUUCCUUAAAAUUAGUCUACAUAUUCUCGGUGAAUCCACAUCUUGGACCUCUGCAAGUCUCGCUCUCUCGAAUGGUUAUGGACAUCAUGAAGUUUUUCUUCUUAUUCGUCCUCGUGCUCUUCGCUUUUUCAUGCGGUUUGAAUCAACUUCUGUGGUACUACGCCGACAUGGAAAAGAAAAGGUGCCCGACAGCCAUGCCUCAUUUGCCUCAAAAUAAUACGAACCUCGAUCCAAACGCCUGCAUUGUUUGGAGAAGAUUCGCAAAUCUUUUCGAAACGACUCAAACGUUAUUCUGGGCCGUCUUUGGUCUGGUAGAUCUUGAAAGUUUCGAGCUCGAUGGAAUAAAAAUAUUCACAAGAUUUUGGGGUAUGCUGAUGUUCGGCACGUAUUCCGUUAUUAACAUCGUUGUGCUACUGAAUCUACUGAUCGCCAUGAUGAAUCAUUCCUAUCAAUUAAUAUCGGAACGCGCCGACGUAGAGUGGAAAUUCGCUCGGAGCAAGCUGUGGAUAAGCUACUUCGAGGAAGGUGGCACGGUGCCGCCGCCCUUCAACAUUAUACCCACGCCCAAAAGCUUCUGGUACAUUGUAAAGUGGAUUUACAGAAAGCUCUGCGGUCACAGUCGCGCCGCCAAGAAAGAGCACAUGAGGACCAUACGGCGCAAGGUGAAACAGGCCUCGGAGCGCGAUUUUCGUUAUCAGGGCAUAAUGCGUAAUCUCGUGCGCCGCUACGUGACCGUGGAGCAGCGCAAGACGGAGAACGAGGGUGUGACGGAGGACGACGUGAACGAGAUCAAGCAGGACAUAAGCGCUUUCCGCUGCGAGCUCAUUAAUAUACUGCAAAAGUCGGGGAUGGCGACGGAGCACACAUCUGGCCAGGGUACCGACGGUAGCGUGAAAGAGUUAUCCGUACUAGGUGUCGGUGGCAAGAAGAAUCGGCAGAAGGAGCGCCGCCUCAUGAAGGGCUUCAACAUAGCACCGCCGCCGGGCAGCAGCGGGACCCUGGCGCCGGUGGCUGAGUCCGGCCACGACGGACUUCCGAGCCUCGACGAUUCGCAUCAUCAUCAUCCGGCUGCGGGUACCGGAGGACACCAUCACGAGAUCUUCGGCAGUACGCUAAGCGGCUUAUUCGGGCCUGGCACGACGCCCAAAAAGAAUCCGCACCACAUGAGCACGAACAGCGUGCCGGGACUGGGCUCCUCGCAGCGACAGUCGAGGGACACGCGAGGCGGCAGUUCGCGCAAGAGAAAAUGGGGCACCCUCAUCGAAGCUGCCAAAGUUGGCCGAGUUUCCAAGCUUAUAGCAGGUCGCUCACGUUCCGAAGAUUCGGUCUACUCGCAAGCCUCCGACGACGCUGCUUCCCACUCGGACUGCUCUACAGAUUCGAAAACUUCCGGGGACGUCCCGUCUCAGGAUCCACAAGGUCAUCACCAUUCUUCCCAUCAUCAUCACGGUGGUCAUUCCUCGCAUCACCAUCAUCAUCACCAUCACCACCAUCACCACUCGCAAAGUCAGCAGCAACAGCAGCAGCAACAAAUACCACCGAUUCCACCGACUCCACCCGCGAAUCACGAGAGCCAGGCCCAUUCCAGCCCGUUCGCGUUAGGGCUAGCGGCGCUGCGCCGCAAGCGCAAAAGGUACCAGACCCGAGGCUCGACGCCGGCCAUGACCACGAGCACCACCGGCACCGGCAGCGGCGCCUCGGCUUCAGCUUCCUCGCCCAUGGAUAGCGCGCUAAAUCCCAUCGCCUCGGCGCUGCAGCGCGUGACCAAGAAGCAGCUGCAGCGGGCGAGCAGCGUGCCGACGCGCGGCCCCGAUUUGGCUCUGCACCAGCCGGUGCAGCCGAGGCGACACGAGACGACGCAGAGCCAGCAGCCGAGUCUCGAAGAGGGGUCUAGCAACGGUGGUUCCAAAGACCAAGGUGGCGUGUCCUCGUCGUCGACGGCUGCAGCUAUGACCAAUUCGACGGUUGAUUUAACACCGUCGACCACCGAGGAGAGUGUCUUGAGCGCUAGUACGCAAAUCGCCGCCGCAGCCUCGGCUCUGGGUAAACACAACGGUGCCUCGACUAGUCAGCAACAACUGAAAUUGCCGGCCAACAUCGAGCCCAUAACCGGACACGACGCGGCCGCUUCGACAGGAUGGCUUUGAAGGGGCAUAAAUGCUUCGACAUCUUCCGGCGUCGUCGUCGUUUCUGCGUGUGUAUUUAUCAAAGUGUCAAAAUUCCUGUGAAUUUGGAUGAAUAUGACGAAAAGAAGAGAACAAAAAUGAAUAAGCAACAAUAUAUUGUGGUUUUCUCGAUACGUCGCCGACCCAGCGGAUCGUAUUUUAUUUGUGAAAACGAGAAAUUAAAGAUUGUUAUUGAGUUUUCGUAAAUUCCGUUACUUUAAUUGAAAUUAUGAGCUUUGGGAUGAAGUAUGAAUUUUGCUUUCACUAACCAAAGGGGAUCACUUUUAUGCCUUCCUAUAACGAAACGUACUAUAAUCGCACAAUUUUGUAAACACAUGUAUUUCGAAUUGUGAGUAACGAGAAGGUACUACAUAUAAGUUGUGAAGUUCGUAUGAUUGUCGAUAUCAUAUUACGCUAAUACUGCCAAACUGGAAAGUGCCACGGGUCGGCCAAUCAAUUUGUAAUCUUCGAUUGGACAAAACAAAAAAGCUAAUGAUUUUUACGUUUUUUCCGAAUACCAAUGGCUCGAAACUAUUUGAAUUCGUAAAAAAUAAAAAUCAAGUUGCUGGAUGUAAAAUACUAAUAUACCGACACUGUUCAUGAUAAACGUUUGACAAAAAAUAAAUAUUCGUAUAUUCUCCAAUACUAUUUUAGUUGAGCUAUAUACUAAAAAAGGUAGAUAUUUAUUAGUGUUGAAAAAGUUUCUGCUACUACUAGUCUUACUAAAAAUACAAAAAAAAACAUUUGUUAGUGAAUAUGAAUAAGUUUUAAAAUAGCGUUAUCGAGAAUAAAUAAACAAAGAUUGAUUGCUUGAUUUUGCUAGUCUUGAAUAACUGUAAGUAUACUGGUGCAUUAAAAAUUUAAAUCUGUUUUCAGCCGCAAAAAAAUAAGACAAUUUUUUUCUCUGCUGCGUAAAUAUAGUCUCUAGUCACUUUAUCUAUGCUGAUAUUUUAAUUUAUAGUUUUAAAGUUCACUUUUCUCAUAUUGAGAAAAAAACUCAACCUAGUAGAAAACCAAAAAAGUAUAGAAUUUUAUGCGAUAACCAAAUAUCAUUGAAAAUUGUUACAGUACUCCAUUUUAAGGUGCGAAGGAAUUUACAGUUCGAUCUCAUAGUGAUUUAUUAAAAGUAUUAAGAUCAAAUUCAUGAAUACAAAAUUUAAAUAAAAUCAAAGCAAAUAAUGUAUUAUGCUCAUAAAUAAUUGUAACGAAACAUAUAGAUAUUUAUUAUGACAUUUUUAUCAGUGGAAAUCAUAACCGAUGUUUUUGUAAACAAUUUGACAUAAUUAUACGUAAUAAGCAAAGAAAUUUAAAAUACUUUUCAUUUUUAGAUGUGAAUUUUUAAAAUUAUUGAAAAUAAUUAGCUUUUAAUUAGCUAUAAGAAAAUAAAAGAAAUUUCUUGAUAGAGAUUAUUCUGGUGUGAUUAAACUUGAGGAGUAAUUAGUAAACAAAGUUUUAAAAUUAAAAAAAAUUAGUCGGCUGUAUCAAACUGUUAAAAAGAUCAAAAUAUAAUUAGAAUUGUAGUGUCGUUAUUUAAAGUUCCAUGAUUGUUUUAAAAGUUGUUUGCUUUUUAUGAUAUCCUCUAAAGAAAGAGAUGGCCUAUCGUACUCCAAAGAUUAGCAUGCAAAAAGUGCUAAGAGCUAAAAUAAAUUAAUUGUACAAUAAGUUGGAUUUUAAUGUUAACGAUGCAUUACGAUUGUUCAGACUUUUAUAAUUGUAUCAGUGUACUGUGAAACAGAUUUUAAAAGAGUUAUAGUACAAACGCGAAUAGAAUUUUAAUGAAACGAUGAAAAGUAGUCGUUAGCUGUUUAAAACCCUAUUAAAUUUCAUUUUUAAGUUUUAACCACUCACGUAUGCAUCGUCGAGGUAAAUGUUACAGUCAUUAACUUUUAUUGAAAAAAAAAAAAAAAAAUAGAAUCGUUAACUAUCGGUCGUUCAAUUUUUAAAUUCAUUUUAUUAUCUAAUUAAGAUGAUUUUAAAAAUGUCAAAUAUAAGUGAAGCUCGUGUUGAUCACGAUUAUAAUAUUAAUAAAACUGUAAGCGAAGGUAAUUUAAACAGUUUAAGAUAUAUAUGUGAACCUGUGGGGGGUUUUUAAUUAUAAAUUCGAGUACAUUUCAAACGAACUAAAAAUACAGUUUAACUAUUACGAAUAGUCUCAUAUUACGAAUACGCUGAGUAUGGAAAAGAAAAACAAGCAAAAUAUGUGUAAGAUAUGUGACAAAUUUACGAAGUAAGCGUAAAUACUAUUAAUUAUUAUGAUGAUAAAACUAUUGUAUGAUAAAAAGGGAUGAAUCUUAAAAGUUUAGCUAUAAAAGGAUAUGUUGAUAAAAAAUGACCAUUAAUAAACCC
Molecule: messenger RNA, 7411 nt
Organism: Trichogramma pretiosum
Lineage: Eukaryota; Metazoa; Arthropoda; Insecta; Hymenoptera; Trichogrammatidae
Gene: Trpgamma
Product: transient receptor potential-gamma protein
Exons: 20
Coding region: 926-5047 (1373 amino acids)
Biological process (GO): calcium ion transmembrane transport; regulation of cytosolic calcium ion concentration; manganese ion transport
Cellular component (GO): cation channel complex; membrane
Molecular function (GO): store-operated calcium channel activity; inositol 1,4,5 trisphosphate binding; protein binding
Source: RefSeq, a predicted model, not a curated record